CCCGAUCGUUGAGACAAGAUGCUGCCCGGGCUCCGGCGCCUGCUGCAAGGUCCUGCCUCAGCCUGCCUACUGCUGACACUCCUGGCCCUCCCUCCAGUGAGCCCCAGCUGCCCUAUGCUCUGCACCUGCUACUCCUCCCCACCCACCGUGAGCUGCCAGGCCAACAACUUCUCCUCAGUGCCGCUGUCCUUGCCACCCAGUACACAGCGACUCUUCUUGCAGAACAACCUCAUUCGCUCGCUGCGGCCAGGCACCUUUGGGCCCAACCUGCUCACCCUGUGGCUCUUCUCCAACAACCUCUCCACCAUCUACCCUGGCACCUUCCGCCAUCUGCAGGCCCUAGAGGAACUGGACCUCGGUGACAAUCGGCACCUGCGCUCCCUGGAGCCUGACACCUUCCAGGGCCUGGAGAGGUUGCAGUCACUACACCUGUACCGCUGCCAGCUCAGCAGCCUGCCUGGCAACAUUUUCCGAGGCCUGGUCAGCCUACAGUACCUCUACCUCCAGGAGAACAGCCUGCUCCACCUACAGGAUGACUUGUUCGCGGACCUGGCCAACCUGAGCCACCUCUUCCUCCACGGGAACCGCCUGCGGCUGCUCACGGAACACGUGUUCCGCGGCUUGGGCAGCCUGGACCGGCUGCUGCUGCACGGGAACCGGCUGCAGGGCGUGCACCGCGCGGCCUUUCACGGCCUCAGCCGCCUCACCAUCCUCUACCUGUUCAACAAUAGCCUGGCCUCGCUGCCUGGAGAGGCGCUGGCCGACCUGCCGGCGCUCGAGUUCCUGCGGCUCAACGCCAACCCCUGGGCGUGCGACUGCCGCGCUCGGCCGCUCUGGGCUUGGUUCCAGCGCGCGCGGGUGUCCAGCUCCGACGUGACCUGCGCCACCCCGCCAGAGCGCCAGGGCCGGGACCUGCGCACGCUGCGCGACUCCGAUUUCCAAGCGUGCCCGCCGCCCACGCCCACGCGGCCGGGCAGCCGCGCCCGCGGCAACAGCUCUUCCAACCACCUGUACGGCGUGGCCGAGGCGGGCGCUCCCCCCGCAGACCCGUCCACGCUCUACCGAGACCUGCCUGCUGAGGACUCGCGGGGGCGCCAGGGUGGGGACGCGCCCACCGAGGACGACUACUGGGGGGGCUACGGCGGCGAGGACCAGCGGGGCGAGCAGACGUGUCCCGGGGCCGCGUGCCAGGCGCCGGCAGACUCGCGUGGCCCCGCGCUCUCGGCCGGGCUGCGCACCCCUCUGCUCUGCCUCUUGCUCCUGGCGCCCCAUCACCUCUGACUGCGGUGCUCAGACGGAAGAGGCCACGGCCUUCGCCCCGCUCCCUUCUCUGCCCCACGGAGCCUCAGCUCCAUCCUCGCCCCCUGUUUGCGACCCGGCCUGGUUCCUUCCCUAGGCCUCCUCGCUCUUUUUCUCCCCACCCCCGACCCCCGACCACGCUGCCUCAUUUGCCUUCUGGGCGGUUGUGACUUAUGUAUGGCAGCCCCUAAGACGGUAUAGAAGGUGGCUCGGCCCCAUUCGCCCUGAUUCUAGCCAUUAACUCUUCUUCCCCCAUCCCAAGCCUGGGAUGUGGCACCCCAGGCAGCCGUUGCUCCUCUCUCCAGGGCCCCACGGAGGGGCUUUAGUCUGCAGAGCACCUUCCACCAGCA
This is a messenger RNA of Grammomys surdaster, 1649 nucleotides long. RefSeq names its product reticulon 4 receptor like 2 (gene Rtn4rl2). Gene Ontology annotation, molecular function: protein binding. The record is from RefSeq and is a predicted model, not a curated record. The coding region runs from base 19 to 1281 and encodes 420 amino acids. The transcript has 3 exons. Gene Ontology annotation, cellular component: plasma membrane. Lineage: Eukaryota; Metazoa; Chordata; Mammalia; Rodentia; Muridae.